Molecule: messenger RNA, 1573 nt
Organism: Salvia splendens (bonfire salvia)
Lineage: Eukaryota; Viridiplantae; Streptophyta; Magnoliopsida; Lamiales; Lamiaceae
Exons: 2
Coding region: 136-957 (273 amino acids)
Biological process (GO): carbohydrate metabolic process
Molecular function (GO): hydrolase activity, hydrolyzing O-glycosyl compounds
Source: RefSeq, a predicted model, not a curated record
UGCGAAAUAGUCAAUUUAAUAAAAUAACUAGAUCCAUCCACAUUAAAUAUUGUGUGGGGUCGGUUCCACCGUUGGCUGGCAAUGGCAUAGAUCAGAAAUGGCAGUUCCAUCUCCACCUUCACCCACAUCAAACUCAUGGAGUUUCAAAAAAAAAAAAGAAGACACAAUAGUAGUCAAUACAACGUGUUUAACAGUGAAAUAAAAAAAGACAGCACGUGCCAAGUGACACUAGUCCACAACCCAAUCUUCAUAUCUCCAGCUUCCACACUAUAUCACCAUCUCUCAUCUCUCCAAAUCUCCUUCCACCUCCACUUCACUCAUGGCGUCGGCGUCUCUCACCCUCUCCCUCCUCUUCUCAGCACUAUUCCUCACAACAACAUCAGCAAUAGGCAUCAACUACGGGCAGAUCGCGAACAACCUCCCCCACCCGGAAUCAGUAGUGCCCGUUGCCAAAUCCAUGGGCAUAACCCGAAUCAAGCUCUACGACGCCGACCCCCACGUCCUCAAGGCCUUCGCCAACACCGGCGUGGAAUUCGCAGUCGGCAUCGGCAACGAGUACCUAUCCCCAAUUCCAAAAAAGCCCUCUCCUGGGUGAAAUCCAACGUCCAAUGCUACCUCCCCGCCACCAAAAUCUCCUACAUUGCCGUCGGCAACGAAGUCCUCACCUCCAACGACUCCUCCCCGCCAUGGAAAACAUCCACACCGCCCUCGUCUCCCUCAACCUCCACCGCCAGGUCACCGUCACCACCCCCCUCCGCCGCCGUCUUCCGCCGCGACAUCGCCAAGAAGCUCGCCUGCAUCCUCGACUUCCACUGCAAAGUCGGAUCCCCCUUCCUCAUCAACGCCUACCCUUACUUCGCCUACAAGGCUGACCCCAAGCGGGUCCCCCUCGAUUUCGUUCUCUUCGAGGGAUCCGGGAUCGUCGAUUCAAUUUGUUUAGGUUAUGUAUGUGAAUGAAUUAUUAGUAGUAGUGGUGGGGCAGGGAGAAAUAGAAGUAGCACUAGCAUUAAGCAAAUUCAAUUUGGGACAUGGAGGGGACAGACAGAGAGUAUUGAUGGGAGUCAAUAUACACAUAUUUUAUUUUCUGGAUUGAAACAACCAUAACAAAUAUUUUACUACUAUCCAUUUUGAGUAAUGUGACUGGGGUUUGCCAUGUGCUUCUUCUGACUUAUAUGUAUGGUAAAUAAAAUAGAGACGUAUAAUAGUUUGUUUAUUUUAUUUUAUUUUAUUUUAUUUUAUUUUGGAAUAUUAUGAUGGAAUCUGUGGAGGAGUUAGUAGUGAUGGUGAAUAAAAUAAGUAUUUUGAGGCCUUGGGUCAACACAUAGAAUUGAUUGUUUAGAUUUAAAUUAAUUAAGGUGAUUUUGGAUGCAGGAGAGGCUUGGAGUUGGAGUAUUAUCGAUUUUAUGCCUGAUCAUAAUUGCACUACAAAUAUGAUCUGAUGAGAAUUGAAUUCAUCGAAGACGAGAAGUAAUAGAUGAGUUGACAAAAUUGUGUAUGAAUAUGAUGUUCAUUACUUAUGUACGUACUUAUUACUCCCUCCGUCCCCUAAUAGGAGUCGUUGUUUGACCGGGCA